This is a messenger RNA of Charadrius vociferus (killdeer), 486 nucleotides long. Its product is annotated as feather keratin Cos1-1/Cos1-3/Cos2-1-like. NCBI's taxonomy places the organism in Eukaryota, Metazoa, Chordata, Aves, Charadriiformes, Charadriidae. Gene Ontology annotation, cellular component: intermediate filament. Gene Ontology annotation, molecular function: structural constituent of cytoskeleton. The record is from RefSeq and is a predicted model, not a curated record. The coding region runs from base 1 to 486 and encodes 161 amino acids. The transcript has a single exon.
AUGUCCUGCGAGAAAACUGUGUGUGCCCAGCCAUGCUCUGUCCCGUGCGACACGAAAUGCCCCGAGCCCCGCGCCGCUGCCUGCAACGAGCCAUGCGUCAUCGCCUGCCCAGACUCCCGCGUGAUUAUAUUCCCACCUCCCGUGGUCGUGACCUUCCCGGGACCCAUCCUCACCACCUACCCGCAGGAAACUAUCGUGGGCUCCACGGAGUCAGCCGAGCUGGCUGGCACGUUAGAGUCCGGCGUGGCAAUCGCUUCAGGGCAGAAGGGCGCUGAGUGCGUGGAGCCCUGCGUCACGCAGUUUGCCACGAAGUGCGAGCCCCAGUGCGCUCCUCCAUGUCCUCCUCCUUGUCCUCCUCCGUGUCCUCCUCCAUGUCCUCCUCCAUGCACUCCCCAGUGCGCUCCCCAGUGCGUGCCGGAGUGCUCCUACACCUAUUCCACCCGCUGGAAGCAUCCUUGCCAGAGGGGCUUCUGUAAGAAGAUCUAA